Mercenaria mercenaria is the source of this 6260-nucleotide messenger RNA. RefSeq lists its product as uncharacterized. Gene Ontology annotation, molecular function: protein binding; GTPase activity; GTP binding. The coding region runs from base 1 to 4539 and encodes 1512 amino acids. The record is from RefSeq and is a predicted model, not a curated record. Lineage: Eukaryota; Metazoa; Mollusca; Bivalvia; Venerida; Veneridae. The transcript has 10 exons. Gene Ontology annotation, biological process: signal transduction.
AUGUUUGAUGGAACGGAUUUGUCUAACCACAUUCAUUCUGAUGACUUUGCAGUUGAUAAUACUGAUUCUAAAGAUCCUUCACUAAAUUCACUGCGUGAAGCGAUCAUUAGAACUGGAGAUGAACUGUCAGAAACAGUUGAAAUACCACUGAAGUGGAUUCAAUUGGAAAAGUCUCUGCUGGAAAGAAAACACCUCAAACUUAUUUCAGUUAAGAUCGUCGUGGCGAUUGAUUCAGAAAAUGAGUUUCCUUUAGGUGAUAUGGAACAGAUCAAACUAUUCCUUCGUUAUCACCAUGCCAAAGGCACACUUGUUUAUUUUGAUGAAGAACCAAUAUCAGAGUAUGUUGUGCUUGAUCCUCAGUAUCUCAUCGAUGCAUUCAAGUGUAUAAUCACAAGCGAAAGAUUCUGCACAAAUGAACCUGAAAUUCGUCCACUUUGGAAGAUGUUACUGACAGACGGAAGACUUGAAAAACAGCUGAUUGAUCGCCAGUGGGGAAAACCUGAUAAUAAGCUCGACAUGUUUAUGCAAAACAAAGAAAUUCUUCUUUCAUUUCUUGUGAAACAUCACAUUAUAUCAGAAGCAAAGAUUUUUGAUGAAGACGCUAAACACUCGACAGGACUAGGAUGGUUUUGGGUUCCAAGUCUGCUGAGAGACCAUUCAUCGAGAACAGAGAAAACAGAAUUUCUAAAUGGAAGGAAACUGACAAAACUUCGCUAUGUGUUAUUUUUCAAAUCCUCGCCAAUAGUGUCUACAGUCUACCAUCGUUUAGUAUCAGCUGCAAUAGGAAAGUGGCCAGUAGCAAAAGCUGGUAAGAAAACAUUACUAUUUAAAGAUAUGUGUAUUGUCAGACUGAACGUGGACCACGCGGGAAUAAUAGAGAUUAGACAUGACAGUAUUGACGUAACAGUCGUUGGUCUAUGUCACGCGACAGAUGUUAAAAGUGAACAAGCUGACCGUUUUCGACGAUUUUUGGAAUCGGUAACAACACAUGAAUUUCAGAAGCUAAGAAGUACAGAAGAGACCAAUGACAAACCAUACACAAUUAUGUUCCGAUGCAAUAACGACAGUCAUGGUGCAAGUGGAAGUGAAAACCUAAUUUCCAUAGAUGACAUGAGGAGAGGAAAUGUAGUUCCAUGUCCAGACUUGAUACCCCAUGACAUCGACAUAGUAACGGCAAAGGAAGAGUGGUUUCAAGAGAACCAAAAUAUAACAGUCAUUCCAAACAAUCAGUUGACAAACAAAUUACUUAGCAGAUUGUCGCAGUGCAUUGGUGAAAACUGGCAAUUGCUGGGGCUCGAACUUGGGUUGACGCAAGUUCAGAUAGAUCAUAUUGUUGAAGACCAUCCACGUAGUGCUUUCAUGAGGAUAUAUGCCAUGCUUCAAAAGCGGUUUCAGGAAAAUGUAGAUAAAGCAACACUAAAGACACUAGUUGAAACCCUGCAACGGUGUACGCUUGUGCACGUUGAUUGGGACAGACUGAGAAACGUUGUAGAUGAACUAAUGCGAAUUACUAAAUACAUACAUGUAAAGUUUCCGGUUAAAACGGAAAAUGAAGAAAUGGCGAAAUCUAACGAUUAUACGAUUUUACUGUGCGGUGAUCCAAGUGUGGGAAAAUUUGAGAUGGCCUGUUCAUUUACGAAAGGGAAAUUAUUUAACAUUACGAGUAGUGAUUUUAUGGUCAAAACUAUUGAAGUAGCUGGAAAGAAAGUCAAUGUAGAAAUAUGGGACACCACAGGUCUAGAGUAUUCGGUAAUGUUUGGACAGUAUUGCAGAUGCGCAAUGGGCAUGAUGUUGGUGUACGACAUUACAGACAAAAAGACCUUUAAACACAUACUUGAUUGGUUAGCCAAGGUGAAACGGCAUAGAAUUGAUUUAGAAGACUUGCAAAUCAUUCUGAUAGGGAACAAUUGUGAUUUGGAACAUAUGCGAAAGGUACCCAUGGAGAAAGGAGUAAAGCUUGCAUCAUCAUUGGGCAUUAAAUUCAUGGAAGUAAGUGUUAAAGAAAGUAUCAAUGUAGGAAAAGCAUUUCUUACCUUAACAGAGGAUAUGUUAGCUCACACGGAAAAGUUAGCUAACAUGGAAAAUCCGUUGAAUAAGAAGACCUUUUUAAGAAGAAUUUUCCAGCCGAACCUUGGAGGAAAGGCACAAACAGCCACAACAGUUCCGGAAGAAAUCCAACAAGAUCCGUACGCUUUAGAUCUGUACGAGAGGGCUUUGAGAGAUGGCAUAGAGAAAGACAGGUCCAUUCGUAUUAACAUCGUCGGUAAUUACAGACAAGGUAAAACGUCUCUGAUGAGAAGACUGUUAGGACGGAAAGUCUCUGAUGUUUCAAGCACAGAUGGUAUAGAUGUCAUUCAUUACAAAUGUCACCGUACUGUGGAUGGGAAAUUUUCUUUAAACAAAGUCACAGAAAAUGAUGAAUCUGACGUUGUUGAACGGCUGGUUUCUGCUGCUUUGACAUCAAAACAUGACCAGCACUACGCUCAAAAGGUUAUGGAACAUGAAUGUGAUCAAGUACAGCAGAUGCUAGAGAGCAAUCGACAGGAAAUUAAAGGAUUACCCUCUUACCGUUUGUCAAGUGAUUUUGAAGACACCGCAGGUAUUGAAAAUAAAUCAAAAAAGAGAGUGUUGUCCGAAAAAGAGACGGAAAUGUUUACCAAAAAAUUAUCUCAAAGAAAGUCACAGACCAUAGCCAAGGAGACCGAAACAUUAUUUGACAUUUGGGAUUUCGGCGGACAGCAUGUUUUCUACGCCACCCAUACGUUAUUUCACAGUAAAAAUGCAAUUUAUUUGUUGGUAUUUGAUCUGUCGUUGGACUUAAAGAACGUGAUUGUUAAUGAAGAUUUUCAAGAGGAGUCUGAGGAUAAAGAUAUGGCGUAUUUCCUUCGUUUUUGGAUGAAUUCCAUUCAUUCAUUUGUUGGCACAGAGGAUGGUUCUAUACCCAAAGUUAUUCUCGUAGGUACCCACAAAGACAAAGUAAAAGGAAAUGCAAAAGUCAAACACCAACACAUUAAACAAUAUUUCAAUCAAAUAAGAGCAUUGUUUGAUGGAACUAAAUUGUUAAAUCAUAUACAUACCGAGGAUUUUGCAGUUGACAACACUAUUGCGAAUGAUGAAGAAGUGGUAGCACUGCGUGAAACAAUAAUACGUCUAGGAGAUGAACAGUCAAGAACAAUAGAAAUACCAGCAAAAUGGAUUCAGAUGGAAAUGUCACUUAGAACACGGAUACAUCUCAAACUGAUUCCAUUUGAAAUAGCCCUUGCCAUUGAUGAGGAAAAUGUUUUUCCUAUCGGCGAUCCAGAACAAGUAAAGUUGUUUCUGCGAUAUCACCAUAGUAAAGGAAGGAUCAUCUACUUUGACGAGGAACCCCUUUCGGAGCACAUUGUUCUUGAUCCUCAGUAUCUUAUAGACGCCUUCAAAUGUAUUAUCACAACUGAGCGUUUUUGUACAAACGAUCCAGAUAUUAGACCUCUUUGGAAAAUAUUACACAAAGAGGGUAGGCUAGAAGAAGAUUUGAUUGACAAACAGUGGGGAAAAGAUGUUGAAAAAAUGUUCACGCAACACAAAGAAAUAUUGAUUUCCUUUCUCAUCAAACACCACAUCAUUUCUGAGGCAACACGAUAUGACGACGCUACACAACAAUCCUUACGACUUGGUUGGUUUGUUGUUCCAAGCUUGUUGAAAGCACGACUUCCACAGUUUCAAUUUCAGCAGUUCCUGAAAGAUAAGAAGCAAACCAAUGUCCGUUUCGUGAUGUUAUUUGAUAAUUCAACCAUAGUUCCAACGAUAUAUCAUCGUACAAUGGCAGCUCUUAUCGGCAAAUGGCCAGUUGCACAAUUUGGCACAACUGUUCUUAUCUCCAAAGAUAAGUGUGUUGUCCGACUGAACAUAGAUCAUGCUGGAAUAGCGGAAAUGGGGCCUGAUACAAUCGAACUGACGGUUGUCAGUCUUUGUCCUUCUUCGAUCGUUCAAACUAGGCAAGCAGAUAUUUUCAGACGAUUUUCGGAAGCGGUUAUCAAUUGUGAAUUUUCGAAGUUGGAAAGGAAGUGUCAUAAUCAUACUAAACCUUACAAAACGAGGUACAGAUGUAAUGACGAGGGACACAAUGGGAGCGGAAGUAUCAACACUAUAGACAUUGACAAACAAAACGACAUAACCCAGAUUCCAUGUCCAGAUUUAUUCUCGCAUGUAAUAGAUAUUUGGAAAGUGAGACUGGAAUGGUUUCAAGAUCGUACUGAAAAAAUAGUAAUUUCAAAAACGGAGCUGAAUGAAAAGAUUUUGAGUAAAAUAUCACGGUGUAUAGGACAUAACUGGCAGAUUCUUGGGUUGGAACUUGGCGUUGGACAGGUACAGAUAGAGCAAAUAUCUGAGGAUCAUCCGCACAGUACAGCAAUGAAGAUAUAUUACAUGUUGAAAUCAUGGUGUUGUCAAAUGGCUGGUUCAGCAAAUAUGAUUGUAUUAGUACAGAAAAUGCAAAAAUGCCCAAAUGUGAGUAUUGAGUGGGAUGCGAUCAGAAACAUUGUGGAUGACAUUAAGUAGAAUAUUCAAUAUAUAAAUUUCAAGUUAAGACAUGGUAAACGCGAUUUCCUUAUAUGAAAAUACUGCAUUAAGUUCGUUAAAUCAAAGUCACUUUAAAUGCAAAGAAGUUAAAGUAGAACUAAACAGAUAAUCUGAGAUUGUUAAAGUUAGCACAGAAAUGGAGAGUAUGAAGAAAAUGGGAGACGUUAAGUAAAAAGUGAAACUGGUUGUGAAACAGCUCGUACAAAUUUCAGUCGUGUAAAUACUUUUUGUGGUGUUUUCGUUAAAGGCACUGUGAGAAACUCUGGCCAAUAUUACUUUGAUUGGUAAUAAUGAUUCAAUUGACAUUAAUGAGACAAUGGCUAAGUACAAGGACUAGAAUGAAAAUUUUAACCUGAUAAUAAUUGGCAGGUCGUUAAGUGUAUAAUUAAAAUGAACAAUAACAGGCAAUAUAGGGAUAUCACAUGCGUUUCGUGUUAUAACAUCUGCUAGAAACGACGGGACUGAAUUCUUCCAAAGUCUUUCAGGGCGAGUGUACCAGCGUGUUCACAGGUAUAAAACAUGUUAGAAGCUACAUGUGUACGAAUUUAUGUCGAUCAACGUCGUUUGCGUUUCUCCAUAGAAUGCAAAUAUAAAACAAUGCUUUUCCUGAUAACACACACUUUAUCUACUGGCAAUAACCCUUUGAAAAUAUCAAUAACAUCAGUUUAUUGUUAAUACAUAUACACAAACUGUCUUAUUCCUUCAACUUGGAGCCAAGUUACCAUAAUACAUAUACAAAGCUGUUUAAUUCAAUAUAUCUUUUAACGGGUAUUAUUUACCUGCUGCUAUUUUUUACUUUUUUACGACCAAAUCAGCUUCGUAAAUAUUGGCCUCGUACAAAUUUGUCACAUAAAGUCGAGUAAACUGGUAGAUCCUGUGACUUCGUAUAUUUAGAAUCGUAUAAAGUAAAAUCAUGUGUUUUAUUCGAAAUCCGUAAACUCUAACAGCAGUAAAAAUAACCAGUUAUACGGCAGUGUGUAAUAAAUGUUUCUUUUUAAGUAUAUUGUAAGUAAAAUGCUCUACCAUUUAUGGAAAACGUAAGAGCAUGACAUUCAUUAUCAUGCAAACUACCCCUUUGUUUUUGUUUCCCUAGCCCUUGAGCAAGCCAGUGAUAUUCAUUCAUAAUGUUGAUAGAAUUUAUAUAAUUACCUGGAAAAUUUAUAAAAAAAAAUACUUUAAAACCGUCAUUUGUAGUUUGAAAUGUACCUUUUAGAUGUAUCAUUUUUCAUUAAAAUGUUUGUUCAUGCAAUUAUUUGUAAUGAUAUUAUUUCAAUGGAAAUACAUUUUUUUGAACAUUUGGAAAAAUGUCAUUGACAAAUCAGAUAGCAGAUUUAGUGCUUGUGAUUAGAUAAAGCCACUACGUUUUUUUUUUGUUGCUGCAUUAGAUAAUACUUUUGAUUAAAUACGUCAUAAUUUCAGAAAGUCUUGUUGUACAAGAAAAUAGGACUAGAGCUUUGUGUUAAGCUUUUUACACUAAAUGUUGCUUUUGUUAAAUUGUCCAGGAAAGAGCCAUAACAUUCUGACAAUGUUGACUCUGUUUAAAGUAAAGGAAACUGCAGAAUUUGCAUCUUAUUUUAACUAAUACGUUUACCUGAACUGUACGAGAUAAUUGCCACACAUUUAAAAUUUGCUAAAAAGACUGUGAUUAUAAACGAAAAAUAAGAAUUAAGCUGAACCUAUUCUCGCGUGUGCAUUUGUUG